Molecule: messenger RNA, 1195 nt
Organism: Dromiciops gliroides (monito del monte)
Lineage: Eukaryota; Metazoa; Chordata; Mammalia; Microbiotheria; Microbiotheriidae
Gene: CDK2AP1
Product: cyclin dependent kinase 2 associated protein 1
Exons: 4
Coding region: 178-441 (87 amino acids)
Cellular component (GO): nucleus; cytoplasm
Source: RefSeq, a predicted model, not a curated record
AGUAGUGUCUCGAGGGUGUCCGAGUGCGUGUGGUUGUCCUGCUGCCUCUCACGGGUGGCGGCAGCUGGAGAAGGGGGGGGCUAUUGCUCUCCCGCCCACCCCAUUUGGGAUGUGUGUGCGCGUGCAAAGGCGAGCUGCGGAGGAAUAGCUGGGAGUGUCCAUUCUCCUUCUGCUAGCAUGGCGGCGUCCACCCAGUACCGGCAGCUGAUCAAUGACUAUGGGCCCCCAUCUCUAGGCUAUACCCAGGCUCCUGGGAGCAGCCAGGUACCCCAAAGCAAAUAUGCAGAACUUCUAGCUAUCAUUGAAGAGCUAGGGAAAGAGAUCAGACCCACGUAUGCAGGGAGCAAAAGCGCCAUGGAGAGGCUAAAACGAGGCAUCAUUCACGCUCGCGGAUUAGUCCGGGAAUGCCUGGCAGAGACUGAAAGAAACGCAAGAUCCUAGCCUCCCACUUCACUUCCAAAGUUUUCCAUUUCUUUGUGAAGAAGAAAGAAUAACACUUAUUCCUCUGGUGACUUUCAAAACAUUCAUAUGAAUCUCUUAUUUUGAAUGGUCCAAAAGUUUGGGUUCUUUCUCCUUUUCUUCCUCCCAUCCCCACCACAGUCUGUAAGGAUAGAAAAAAAGGCAAUUUUGCAUUGCAUUAGAAGUAGUUAGGAACAACCUAGGUCACUUGUUUUUUAUUUUAAAAAAAGCAUUGAGUCCAGAAACUGCAUGUAGAAAGUUCGCUUAUGUUGCUGCCAGCUAUAGUUUAUUGCCCUGCUAACCUGUCCCAAUCUUUGAUUUUCCUCUUUGAGUACACUUAAAACAUCACCCAAAGUGUCGUUCUUUGCACCUUUUCUGGAAUCUCCAAUAACUCUUAAGGUUUUUUUCACGAGUCAGUGCCAAUGGGCAGUUGGCUGUCUCUGGUUAGGGCCCUGUGACAGAGACCCUGCUUUGAAAAAUAACAUGGGGUUUGUUUUGGUUUUGGUUUCGGUGUGUGAGCAUUUGCAUGAUUGUUUGUGCUUUGAAGUCAAUUUAAAAUGCAUGAGCUAUAAAUACAGAGGACUGAUCAGCCUACUAAAAAAUUAAGAACCCAGAUAGUUACUUUUCAGACGAAGACUGUAGAUUUCAUGUCUUGAGUUUGCCAUAGAAUAAUUAAAAAAAAUCUGGAUAAAUGACUAAAACUGUUAUGUGCAUCUUUGUAUGUAUUUAUUACUUG